AUAAAAACGCUUUUCUAAAACACUGUUCUGUAGUUUAAGAUUGUAAACAAUUUGGGAGGCGAUGAGAGAGGCACUUCUCAAAGUGUGGGCAUUUUGUUGCGUCCUGGAGGUGGGGAAACAAGGUUGUUUACCAAGGUACAGUAAAGGCUAUCUCUCCCUGCUCCCCCUGCCAACUUUAUGGUAGCAUUUGCAAACGAUUCUCUUCUUGGGACUGAGGUGACAGGUAUCGUUUCUAACUCGGAAACUGUCCGCAGGCUUUCGGACACGGAGCUCUUUCCGCAACGAACUCGGGUUGCAUUAGGAGAGGAAGUUCUCCUUUUAAUUCUGCUUGAGAUUUUUCCGUGGCGGUGGCAGAGAGGCUUCAGUUGGAAGCCAUCGGUUAAAGAGAUGCUCAGUUUGCUGUAGCGGGUCGGGAAAGAGUUAAAGCAGAGGCUCCUUCCAGAGCGAGUGUAGCUGUGGCUCAUCGCUCCCGAUCCUUGAGAGGAAGAAUCCAGUCCGCACAUUCGCGGUGCUCCGAGUAGUCGGAUCUACUUUCUCCAGCUAAGGGUUUAUUCUUUCCUUCAUUCCUUCCCUCCUCUUCCCUUCUCCUCCUCUUCCCUUCUCCUCCUCCAGAGGCUCUCGCUUGGUGUUUGGGGGCGGAGGGAAGCCCUGCGAGCUGAAGUUCCGAGGCGCUUCGGGGGCUCGCAGAUCACCUUCCCAGCCCAAGCCCGCAAUGGGAGUUCGGGCAGGACUGGUUUAGACGAGCGCGCUCCACUUACUUGUCUUUCCUGAGGCUGCUAGGGAAGUAGCCUGGGAAGUGAAGUGUUGCUUGAUUUGGGAGAGUAAUAUGGCUGAUCUAAGGGAGUGCUGAGCAAUUUGCUUCUCUCCAUACGACGCUGAGCUUGGAUUUUAACAUGUUAAUAACUUCUUCCUUCGGAUAAUUGGCUUUGGCCUCGAUGCCAGCCCCUUCGUUUUUGCAAGAGGUUUUGUGAAAGGUUUUGGGGCUGUCGCUAAUGUUGUGCAGGCAGCAUUGGACGAUGGCCUCGAAGUAGAGGAAAACCUGCAGUGGAGGAUGAAGACAGCAUGGAUGGGUUGGAGGCAGCAGAAACAGAAAACACUGUGGAAACCGAAAUCAAAGAACAAUCUACAGAGGAGGAUACCCAAUCUGAAGUGGAUGGUGACAAGAAGCUAACGCCAGUUCUUCAGCGCUCAGUGUCUGAAGAAUCUGCAAGCUUCAUUGCCUCUGUUGGUGUUGAAGCAAAAACCAGCAGUGAACAGCUCUGCGCCUUUUGUUACUGUGGGGAACGAAGCUCUUUAGGACAAGGAGAACUUAAACAAUUCAGUCCAACACCAGGGUUUAUUGCUCCAUGGAACAUCCAGCCUUUAACUAAGAGUGAAACGGAUGACAGCAAUGGUGUCAUUUGUGAGAGUAAUCCAAGGCAGAACUCUGUCCUGCGCAAAUCAAGAGGACAGAAGAAAGAGAAGUCUCAUCAAUGUAUAACAUCCUGUACAACUAUAAGCACUCAAACUAUUCCUGAUGAUCAGGUAGUCAAAUUCUGGGAUGAACUCAGAAUGGUUGGCUUACCAGAUGACAUUGAUGUCCAAGCCUUAUUUGAGCCAACAGGUUACUGCUGGGCUCAUCACCGCUGUGCGGAAUGGUCACUGGGAGUUUGCCAGACUGAAGAGCAGCUGCCAGUCAACGUGGACAAAGCUGUUGUCUCAGGGAGCACAAAACGAUGUGCAUAUUGCAAGCACCUUGGAGCCACUAUCAAAUGCUGUGAAGAGAAAUGUACCCAGAUGUACCAUUACCCAUGUGCUGCUGGAGCAGGCACUUUUCAGGAUUUUAAUAACCUUACCCUUCUUUGCCCAGACCACAUUGACCAGGCUCCACAAAGAUCAAAAGAAGAAGCAAACUGUGCAGUCUGUGAUAGCCCUGGUGACCUCUUAGAUCAACUUUUUUGUACUACCUGUGGCCAGCAUUACCAUGGGAUAUGCCUGGAUAUACAAGUGACACCUCUAAAACGGGCAGGUUGGCAGUGCCCUGAUUGCAAAGUGUGUCAGAACUGCAAGCAUUCUGGAGAAGAUAACAAGAUGCUUGUAUGUGAUACAUGUGACAAAGGUUACCACACUUUUUGUUUACAACCAGUUAUGGAUUCUGUACCAACAAAUGGCUGGAAAUGCAAAAACUGCAGGAUAUGUGCAGAAUGUGGUACACGGACUAGUAGUCAGUGGCAUCACAACUGUCUUAUGUGUGAGAGCUGCUACCGUCAGCAAGACAACUUACCUUGUCCUAUCUGUGAAAAGUCCUCCUAUCCAGAAUUACAGAAAGACAAAUUGCACUGUCAUAUGUGCAAAAGGUGGAUUCACAUAGAAUGUGACAAACCGCCUGAUAAUGAACUGGAUGAGCAAUUAAAAGACUAUGUCUGCAGUCUUUGCAAACACUUGGAAGUAGAAGAGGAGCAUGCUCAGUCCUGUGAUAUCAUGGAGAUUGCCAAAGUUCAUCCUGAAACUGGCACAGAUGAAAUGGAAAUAGAAGAUGGUACAGAACAUGUGGCAGAUGAGGACCAAUUAGUAACCAAUAGUGGCUUUGCUGAAGAUACAGCUGUUAAGUGCAUCACAGAUGGUCUCUCAUUAAAUGAAAAGAAUGAAUUGGAAACACAAAUUUCUAAUCAUUUUGGUACCAAUGAAAUGGAACUGUCUCUUAAAAAAUCUCCUGCAUCUGAUGGUACUCACACUGAUACAAAGAUGGAAACAACAGAGAAUAUCCUAGACACAAUCCAGCAAGAGUCUGAAAAGCGAAAUGAAAUGAAACCAUCACAGGAAUGCAGUGAGUAUUUGGAAAUGUCCACAGAGGAAUCUCUGCCUCCACUUGUGACACCUGAAGAUAUAGCAAAGAUUCCUAAAAUGUUCGUCAUAGGCAAUCAAGACAGUACCUCUUGUAGACAGGAAGAGCAGUUAGAAGCAAGGGUGGUGCCCGAAGGUCCAAAUGGAGAUGAUACUCCUGAAAUUUGUGAAACAUCAUCUCUUCCUGCAAGUGAAAGUUGUGCCACUGACAGUUCACCAUUGGGAGACAAAUCUUUAAAGUCACCAGCUGAGGCAUUUUCUUCAUUUCCAUCAUCUGUUGAAAUAAACAAGACUAGUGUAUCUUCCUCACCAGCAGCCUCACUAGAGUUAGUCUCAUCACAUGAUAUGAUGCGUAGUCAGGCAUCAUUGCUAGAAUCCUCUGCAGCUCUUCCAACAACAUAUGUUUCACUCACUCCAAAAAUUGGAAUGGGAAAACCAGCAAUCACCAAAAGAAAGUUUUCUCCUGGGAGACCAAGGUCAAGACAGGGGGCUUGGAGUAGCCAUAAUACAGUGAGCCCACCUUCCUGGUCCCCAGAAAUUUCAGAAGGUCGGGAAACUUUUAAAUCCAGACAGCUACCUGGCAGUGCCAUAUGGAGCAUCAAAGUGGGUCGUGGAUCAGGGUUUCCUGGGAAGCGGAGACCACGUGGGGCAGGCCUUUCUGGAAGAGGUGGACGGGGGAGAUCAAAACUGAAAAAUGGAAUUGGAUCUGUUCUUACUCCAGGGGUCACAGAUACGGACAUUGCAUCUAACAAAGAUGAGGAGGAAAACUCAAUGCACAAUACUGUUGUCCUAUUUUCUAGCAGUGACAAGUUUACUUUGCAUCAGGAUAUGUGUGUUGUUUGUGGGAGUUUUGGACAAGGUGCGGAAGGCCGACUACUUGCCUGUUCUCAGUGUGGUCAGUGUUAUCAUCCAUACUGUGUCAGUAUUAAGAUUACAAAAGUGGUGCUCCACAAAGGUUGGCGGUGUCUGGAGUGUACAGUGUGCGAAGCCUGCGGGAAGGCUACAGAUCCAGGAAGGCUGCUUCUCUGUGAUGACUGCGACAUCAGCUAUCACACUUACUGCCUCGAUCCACCACUGCAGACAGUUCCCAAAGGAGGCUGGAAGUGCAAAUGGUGUGUUUGGUGCAGACACUGUGGAGCUACUUCUCCUGGUUUGAGAUGUGAAUGGCAAAAUAAUUAUACACAGUGUGCACCUUGUGCAAGUUUAUCUACCUGUCCAAUCUGCUGUUGCAAUUACAGCGAGGAAGAGCUCAUUCUGCAAUGCAGGCAGUGUGACAGAUGGAUGCACACAGUUUGUCAAAACUUAAACACAGAAGAAGAAGUGGAAAGCACAGCCGACUGUGGUUUUGACUGUACCAUGUGUAGGCCAUAUAUAUCACAAGCAAAUGUGACUUCCUCUGAAAGCUGUGAAUCAUCCGUUGCAGCCCAAAUUAUAACAAAAGCUAAAGAACUUGUUCAUGCAAAUUUCAUAGACCCACCGAAGACAUACACUCAGGAUGGAGUCUGUUUGACAGAAACGGGGAUGUCUCAGUUACAGAGCCUCAGUCCGGUUGUACCAAGAAGAAAACGGACAAAGCCAAAGCUCAAGUUGAAGAUUAUAAACCAGAAUAGUGUGGCUGUGCUCCAAACACCACCUGACAUCCAGUCAGAACAUUCAAGGGAUGGUGAGAUGGAUGACAGUAGAGAAGGAGAUCUCAUGGAUUGUGAAGUAAAAUCAGACACAAGCCCUGAAAGGGAACCUCCAGAUGAUGAUCCUAAGGGGGCAGAAGGAAAUGAGGGGAUAAAAAAGAGAAAAAGAAAGCCUUACAGACCUGGCAUUGGUGGAUUUAUGGUACGCCAGCGGAGUCGUACAGGACAGGGAAAAACAAAGAGAUCUCUCUCCAGGAAGGAUUCUUCCGGUUCUGUAUCUGAACAGAUUCCUUGCAGAGAUGAAAGUUGGAGUGAACAGCUACCAGAUACACCUGUUGAUGAAACUGUUUCUGAAAAUACAGAAAAAAUUAAAAAACGUUACAGAAAGAGGAAAAACAAACUUGAAGAGAUCUUCCCAGCAUACUUGCAGGAAGCUUUCUUUGGAAAAGAUCUUCUGGAUACCAGCAGGCAAAGUAAACCAAGUUUAGAUAAUUUAUGUGAAGAAAGCCUUAACAUUUCAAGCAAAACAAAUCUGAACACAAACUUCUUAGAUCCAUCUUCAGAUCCACUUCUUAGCUCAACAUCAACUCCAGUUCCACCAAAAUCUGGACCUCAAGGUACCCCUGAUGACCCAUUAGCUGCCCUUGUACUGAACACUGAUGAUGAUAUUCUUGGAAUUUUCUCUGAAGAUUUAGUGAAAUCUGGAGACCAUUCAGGUCUUGAUUUAUGCACUUUCCAGGUUGAGAACUCAUCUUCCCCUUUUGCUGGGCUAGAUAUCGGAGCCAUCUCUGAUGACCCCUCCUCUCUGCCUCUGCAAAGCAUUAACCAGAGUUCACGGCCAUUGAGUGAAGAACAGUUGGAUGGAAUCCUGAGCCCUGAGCUGGACAAGAUGGUCACAGAUGGUGCAAUUCUUGGUAAAUUGUACAAGAUUCCAGAACUGGGAGGAAAGGAUGUUGAAGAUCUGUUUACUGCUGUACUGAGUCCGGCAGCUACCCAGUCAGCUGCUUUGCCACAACCUCCACCACCACAGUUAAUGCACUUGCACAAUCAAGGAGAGAAUGCAUUUCCAAGAGUUCAACUUAUGAAUGGCCUCAUUGGACCAAAUCCCCAUCUCCCACAUACAUCUUUGGUUCCUGGAGGUGGAUUAGGCACUUUUUCUACUAUACCACAGUCACCUUACACAGACACUAGAGAUAAAAACACAGCUUUUAAUGCAGUAAUGGGAGAUCCAACCAAUUCUUGGGUUCCAUCUGCUACACCACUGGAAAAUGAAGGUGAUACUAUGUCUAACGCACAGAGAAGCACACUAAAAUGGGAAAAAGAGGAAGCACUUGGUGAAAUGGCAACUGUAGCACCUGUUUUGUACACCAAUAUUAAUUUUCCAAACUUAAAAGAGGAGUUCCCAGACUGGACUACAAGAGUGAAGCAGAUAGCUAAACUAUGGAGAAAAGCAAGCUCACAGGAAAGAGCUCCAUAUGUGCAAAAAGCAAGAGAUAAUAGAGCAGCCUUACGUAUCAACAAAGUGCAGAUGUCUAAUGAUUCCAUGAAAAGGCAGCAACAACAGGAUAGCAUUGAUCCAAGCUCUCGUAUCGACACUGAACUCUUUAAGGACCCAUUAAAACAGAGGGAAUCGGAGCAUGAGCAAGAAUGGAAAUUUAGACAGCAAAUGCGUCAGAAAAGUAAGCAACAAGCUAAAAUUGAAGCCACUCAGAAGCUUGAACAAGUGAAAAAUGAGCAGCAACAGCAGCAACUGCAACAACAACUUGGAUCACAGCAGCUGAUGAAUCAUUCAGGUUCGGACACACCUAGCAGUGGGAUGCAGAGUCCUCUGACCCCUCAGACUGGCAAUGGAAGCAUGUCUCCUGCACAACAGACAUCGUAUGCCAAGCAGUUGCCUAGCACUCCCAGCACUCCUACUUCUACUACUCCCUCUGAUGUGUUUCUGAAACCGCAGGCCCCACCUCCACCUACCACACAAAAUAGAAUGCCUGUUCCAGAUGCACAUGGUCAGCAGGGUUUUCCUCUUUGCUCCUCCACUAGACCAUCUUCUCCUGUUGACCCAUAUGCAAAAAUGGUGGGAACACCAAGGCCACCACCUGUUAACCAAAAUCCAAACUUCAUCCGAAGAAAUUCUGUGACAUCAGCAGAUAUCUGUCCACCCCCAUCACCCAUAUCCAGGCCAGCUCAGGUAACUGAAUCAACAGGAAGCCGACCAUCACCAGUUAGAGAAUCAUGUUCUUUGUCUCCAGUCAACAAUGACCCAUAUACAAAACCUCCAGAUACACCCAGACCUGUAAUGGGAACAGAACAGUUCUCCAAACCUUUAGGUGUAUCAAGAUCACCUCUAAUUGUAGAACAACCAGGGAAAGCUCCUUUAACAGUGGCAAACAGUGACCCAUUUGCUAAGCCACCUCUUAGAUCAGAUGCAUUUCAGAGACCUCGGAUGUCUCCUGCUGACUCCUAUGCACGGCCACCAUUGACUCCUGCUCCUGUUGCUGAAGGAAAUUCUGGUCCAUUCAAAACUCCAAUGCGCCCAACUCAGUCCCCACAAGAUCCUUACACAAAAAUGCCCCCAACUCCAAGACGCACCAGUGUGGAUCCUUACGAACGGCCUGUUUUGACUCCAAGACCUGUAGACAAUUUUUCACAUAACCCAGCCAAUGAUGCAUACACUCAGUCUCCUCUGACCCCCCACCCAGCAAUAAAAGAAUCUUUCCCCCAUCCACAAAGAACCGUGCGCAAUCAGAGUGAUUCAUUUACUCAGUCUGGAACUAUUUCAAGGGCAACUGCUCAGGACCCAUAUGCCCAGCCUCCGGGUACUCCUCGACCAGUCACGGACCCAUAUGCCCAGCCUCCGGGUACUCCUCGGCCAGUCACGGACCCAUAUGCCCAGCCUCCGGGUACUCCUCGGCCUGCCACUGUAGACCCAUAUCUGCAUCAGCCACCCACACCCAGACCUGCCCAGACAGCAGACUUAUUUGCUCAGGUUGCAGCUACGCAAAGGCAUUCUGAUCCAUAUGCUCAGCCUCCAGGCACACCUAGGCCAGUAGCUAAUGAUCCAUACACUCAACCACCAGCAACUCCAAGGCCUGGAAUUUCAGAAACUUUCAGCAGACCAGCUCUAAUGUCAAAUCGGGAUCCUUAUCUGCAGACAUCACAGAACAGGACUUUGUCUGGAACUUUUGUGAGGCCAUCAGACCCCUGUUCUCAGCCUUCAAAGCUGCCAGGACCUGCUGUGACAGAUUCUUUUAGCCAUCCGUCAACAGCCCCACCUUGUGACCCUUAUGAUCAGCCUCCACUGACUCCAAGGCCUCAGCCAGAAAGUUUUGGGUCUGCUCAGCAUCUACAUGAAAUUGCAGAGCAGCCAAGACCUGUAUCAGAGGGAAACUUUAAUGCAUCUGUAAACUCUUCAAUGAGCUUGCAAGGAAAGCAAUUUCCACAAACCACUCAAGUUCCUGGCCCAACACCAGCUUCAGGAACAACAAAUACACAGAAUGCAAUGUCUCAGGCAGAUGCAGAGAAACUAAGACAGCGCCAGAAAUUACGAGAAAUUAUUCUUCAGCAGCAGCAACAGAAGAAGAAUGCAACUCGUCAAGAGAAAACCCACGAGCCUUCCUCAGCAUCUCAUACAGGAUCUAUUCAGCCAUGGCAACAAGAAAAUCUGAGCCAGAUUUUUAACCGACCACCUCCUCCCUAUCCUGGAAACAUUAGGUCAUCUAUUGUUCCACCCAGUGGACUAAGAUUCACAGGUUUUUCUGCUGAUGGGCAGUUUAAUAGACCCCAGUAUCCAGGAGAUAUGGGGGGCAUGGGAAUGCGUCCUCAUGAAACUAGAUUUCGUUUUACUGGAGGUAGUCAUGGACCUCCCCCAUGUCAAGAACGCUUCCUUGGUCCACCACAACAAAUGCAACACCCUGGUGUUCCACCACAGCUCAGAAGAUCCAUGUCUGUAGAUAUGCCUAGACUACCUAACAAGCCACAAAUGGGUAACCCUGUUGGACUCUCACAGCAUUUUCCACCACAAGGUAUUCAGGUUCAGCAGCACAACAUAAUGGGGCAGGCAUUUAUUGAGCUCUGUCACAGAGCACCUGAAGCCAGACCAAGACUUCCUUUUAAUUCCUCAUCAACUGCUGUUUUGAACACAGUUCCCCAGCAUCAACAACAUGCAGGGUUUGUACCUAGGCAGGACUGUCAAGGACCGAGACACCUAGAGCCUGUGAGAUGUAAUUCUCAAAGCUUAAACAAUUCACUGCAUGUGUCAACAGGCUUGGAGCAUUUGCCGCCAUCUCAGCAAGACCCAGUGAAUCCCAACAAUCCUCCUGUGCUAGUUAUGUGUCCUUUAAGUCAUCCACCAGUUAAUGAUGCUUUUUCAGGAGGUCCUUUGCCAACUUCAACACAUGCUGAGGCAGCAGGUGAAUUACAAAUUCCCAACCAGCCCACUGACACCUUGGAAGAAAAACUUGACCCUGAUGAUCCUUCUGUGAAAGAUUUAGAUGUCAAAGACCUAGAUGGUGUUGAAGUUAAAGAUUUGGUUGAUGAAGAUCUUGAAAACCUAAAUCUAGACCCUGAUGGCAAAGGAGAUGAACUGGACACAUUAGAUAAUCUUGAAACCAAUGAUCGUCACCUUGAUGACCUUCUCAGAUCAGGAGAAUUUGAUAUAAUUGCCUACACUGAUCCAGAUCAUGAUUUGGGUGACAAAAAGGGGAUGUUUAAUGAGGAGCUGGAUCUUAAUGUCCCAAUUGAUGACAUACAAAGCAAGACAGAAGAUGCUCAGCAAAAACCUCAGCAGAAUGAGAAGGCUGCUGUUCCUUCAGAUGCACUUUCUCCUCAAAGAAAAACUGCUGAAAUGAAUGAGAUUAAAACAGAAGUGCUGUCUCCAAACACAUUAGAAGAAGCCAAAUCUGAAAAUGAACGAAGUGUUGGAGAUGUGGCAGCCUCAAAUACUCAGCAUUUGACUGAAGGAGAGCUGCAUGAUGGUGAAACAAAAUCUGCGCUGCUUUGUAAUGUGGAAAUAACUGACAAAACAAAUAUGAAUGAGGAAACCACUGUGUCGAGCCCAGAUGCUCUUCAGGGCCCUGCGCCAGCAUCUGUUCAAAGUAUAGCAAGUUCUUGCAAUAUUUCUGGGUCUACUCCAGUUCUAACGAGUUUACUAGCUAAUGAAAGUUCAGAAAAUUCUGAUGUUGGGCCUUUAGGCUCUCCACCUCACACACUGCCAACAGCACAAACAAACCCUGUUUCAAGUGUUCCACAAACUUUAAUUACAUCUGCUGGUCAAACCAUGGAAAAUGCAAUACAUAAUGUGAACAUGGUUCAAAAAAUAAGCCAUAACUUCUCACAAGGGACAGCAGUAAAUCCAGGCUUUAUCCCUGGCCAGCCAAUUAGUCAUAGCUUUGUGGCUGGGCAGCCUGGUAACCAAACUGUGCCUGUUGCAAGUCGACCUGGCCCUAGUGGUGUGCCGGUUCCCCAGCAGAUGAUGCAUACCCAGCAGCAAAAUCGCGAGAGGCCGCUUUUGCUUGAAGAACAGCCCCUUCUUCUGCAAGAUUUGUUGGAUCAGGAAAGGCAAGAGCAGCAGCAGCAGCGUCAAAUGCAAGCCAUGAUUCGCCAGCGUUCAGAGCCAUUUUUUCCUAACAUUGAUUUUGAUGCAAUCACUGAUCCUAUAAUGAAAGCAAAAAUGGUGGCUUUAAAAGGGAUCAAUAAAGUAAUGGCACAGAACAAUAUGGGGAUUCCACCAAUGGUCAUGAACAGAUUUGCCUUUAUGGGUCAAGCAGUUCCAGGAGCACCAACUGGUGAAGGCCAGAAUCUGAUACAGCAAGCAAUUACACAGGAUGGAAACCUAACACCUCAGAUUUCUAGGCCAAACCCUCCAAACUUUGGUCCUGGUUUUGGAAAUGAUUCACAUCGAAAGCAAUAUGAAGAAUGGCUGCAAGAAACACAGCAGCUUCUUCAAAUGCAGCAGAAGUUCCUUGAAGAGCAAAUUGGAGCACACAGAAAAUCAAAAAAAGCACUGUCUGCAAAACAGCGCACUGCAAAGAAAGCAGGCCGAGAAUUUCCGGAGGAAGAUGCAGAGCAGCUUAAGCAUGUUACUGAGCAGCAGAGUAUGGUUCAAAAGCAGCUUGAACAGAUACGAAAGCAGCAAAAAGAGCAUGCAGAGCUCAUUGAAGAAUAUCGAAUUAAGCAGCAGCAAUGUGGAAUGGGGCCCCAUGCGCUGAUGCCCGGCUUGCCUUCUCAGCCCCCAAUGCUUCCAGGAGGAUCACCACCAGCAGUGGGCCAGCAGAAUUUCCCCAUGGUUUCACAACAGCUUCAGCAUCAGCAGCAUGCCGUUGUGGUUCCUGGACAACCCAAUCCACCUAGGAUGCCAAGCCUGCCUGGAUGGCAGACCCCUAGUGCUACUCCAGUGCACAUCCCCCACAAUGCACCAAGGAUGCCACCUCCAAUGAUUCCAUUACCAGUUAAUCCCGUGACUCCCACUUCUGCAUCCGUUCCCAGCUCUAGUGUCCAGUCGGGGCCUCCACCACGUGUGGAGUUUGAUGACAACAACCCAUUCAGUGAAAGCUUUCAGGAGCGUGAGCGAAAGGAGCGUUUGCGAGAGCAGCAGGAGAGGCAGCGAAUCCAGCUUAUGCAGGAGGUGGAUCGGCAGAGAGCUUUACAGCAGCGGAUGGAAAUGGAGCAACAUGGCAGUGUGGGCUCAGAAUUAAAUAACAGGACUGCCUUGUCUCAGAUACCAUACUUUGGAUCCGAUAUACCUUGUGAUUUCAUGCGGCCUUCACGCCCUCUUCAACCGUCUCCACAACAUCAGCAGCAGCAUAUGGGGCCCAUGCUGCAGCAGGGACCUUUGAAUUCUCCACCUGCUGCCAACUUUCCACAGUGCAGUGAGCCAGUGGGAUCUUCCCCUUUUGGGCCUGACGCAACACCAGUUCCAGACGCAGGCUCUACUUUUCAUCCUGCCAAACAAUCACAUGGGAAUAUGCCUGGAGCCAGCUUUACACAAUACCAGGUCAGACCUCAGUUUGGCACAGGUUUGCCUUCAGUUUCUCCAGUAACAGGCAGUGGUCCUGCUUGUGGUCAGGACACCAGCAUGCCACACGGAACAAAUUUUCCUGGAACAAGUCAGUCUCUCAUUCAGUUGUAUUCUGAUAUCAUUCCAGAAGAAAAGGGUAAAAAGAAAAGGACAAGAAAAAAGAAGAAAGAUGAUGAUGCAGAAUCGAUAAAUGCACCAUCAACACCUCAUUCAGAUAUAACUGCACCCCCAACUCCAGUUGUUUCAGAUGCUGUCUCCACCCCAGCGGUUAGCACACCUGCUGAACUUGCACAUCAUCCAGGAGAAAUGGAGGCAGAGGAGCCGCCAGGCUCAUCAACUCCAACUGCUGCUGCAGAGAGUCAUUCUUCCUUAGAACUGAAAGGUCAGCUCUCCAGUAGUGAUUUGCCACAAAACAAAUUGCCUGAGCAAUCAAGCAUAAACCCGGAGACAGACAAGGUCAAGACAGAUGCUCCUGGGAGCCUUCAGGAAAUUAGACUGGAAAAGACAGAGGCUGAUCAUUUCUCUAGUCAAGCUGAGCCUAAGAUAGAGAGUCAACGUGAUAUUAAAGUAGAAGAGGAUAAAGCUACAAUACAGCCUGCUCCUUCCUCACAGAAUCAGGUGCAACCCACCAGCAAUCCAGCAGCAAAAGGGGAAUCAGGGAAUGAGCUCCUAAAACAUUUGCUUAAGAACAAAAAAUCUGCAUCUGUUCUCAGUCAGAAAUCAGAUCAUAGCUCCCAUUCCGAAGAGAAUGCUGAGGAGACCAAAUUCGUGAAUAAACGGGACCUGGUUGAAGGUGGCAUGCAACCUUUAGGGAAUCCAUUGCAGGGUACAUUUGGAUGUGGUAACAGCCAGAUUCAGAGAGCAGAUUUAGGACAUGAAAUGAAAAAACAGCGAAACAAACGAACUCAGAGGGCAGGUGAGAAAGCAACACCUCGGACUAAAAGGAGAAAAAAGGAGGAAGAAGAAAAGCAGGCUAUUUACCCUAAUGCGGAAACUUUUAUGCAGUUAAAACAGCAACUCUCUUUGCUGCCUCUAAUGGAACCACUAAUUGGAGUGAGUUUUGCCCACUUUCUUCCUUAUGGCAGUGGCCAUCUGAAUAGUGGAAGUCGCCUUAUGGGAAGCUUUGGUAGUGCUACGCUCGAAGGGGUAUCAGAUUACUAUUCUCAGCUAAUCUACAAGCAGAAUAACCUCAGCAAUCCUCCCACUCCUCCGGCCUCCCUCCCUCCCACACCACCACCUGUGACUUGUCAAAAAAUGGUAAAUGGAUUUGCCACCACAGAAGAACUGGCUACAAAGGCUGGGAUGCUGGGGGGGCAUGAUGUUACCAAAGCUCUAGGGCCGAAGCCGUUCCAGUUGCCCUUCAGAGCACAGGAUGACCUGUUAGCCCGAGCCAUGGCUCAGGGCCCCAAAAGCGUGGAUGUACCUGCUUCCCUUCCAACUCCACCUCAUAACAAUCAUGAAGAACUAAGGGUUCAGGAUCCCUGUGAUGGCCGAGACACUCCAGAUAGCUUUGUUCCUUCUUCCUCUCCUGAAAGUGUAAUGGGCAUGGAAAUAAGCAGGUACCCUGAUCUAUCCACUGUAAAGGAAGAGGCGCCAGAUCCCGUUCCAUCUCCUAUAAUUCCAAUCUUACCUACGAGUAUUGGAAAGGGUUCAGAAGCAAAAAGGAACUAUAUCAAAACAGAACCUGGCUUCUUUGGUGCUCAACUUGGGCCUUCCCAAAAUGGCCCUAAAUCUGGCCUGGUAUCCAUAGCCAUUACUUUGCACCCUACAGCUGCAGAGAAUAUUGGUAGUGUGGUGGCAGCAUUUUCCAACCUUCUGCAUGUCAGAAUUCCAAACAGUUACGAAGUGAGCAGUGUGUCAGAUGUUCCACUGUCUAUGGGAAUGAUGAACUCGCAUGGCGGAAAUCCAGCCUUUGAGUACAGGCAGCAGAUACUACUCCAUGGUCCACAGCCAGGCAGUGUCUGCCCCCCUGGACUAACAGGGCCUUACGGACUCAAGCAGCAUCAUGCCGCAUUUCCCCCAAGUGGCAGCGUUUUGGCAGGCUGCAAAGGACACAGCCCAAACGUCACGGAUGGUUCAGCGCUGAGGCCACAGUGGUGUUCUCAUUGUAAAGUAGUAGUUCUGGGCAGUGGAGUACGGAAGUCUUUCAAGGAUCUACCUUUCUUGAAACAGGAUUCCAGAGAGCAGUCUGCGAGGGAGGUGGUCUUCUGUAGCAACAAUUGUUUUGUUCUUUAUUCUGCAUCCAUGCAAGCAAAAAACUCAGAGAGCAAGGAAUCAAUUUCUUCCUUAACACAGUUUCCAAUGAAGGAGACGCCACCCAAAGUGUUCCAUCAGUAUAACAACAACAUAUCUACAUUAGAUGUGCGUUGCCUCCCUCAGCUACAGGAAGAAGUUUCUCCACCUACAUCGCCCCUUAUCUCCUUCCCUCCUGCUUUUGAAGCAGCCAGAGUGGAGCCAAAACCAGAUGAGCUUAAGGUAACGGUGAAAUUGAAACCUCGCCUGAGAACAAUCCCUAAUGGUCUUGAUGAAUGCCGACCAGUAAGUAAAAAAUGGAAAGGAAUGAAAUGGAAAAAAUGGAGCAUACAGAUUGUGAUUCCUAAAGGAACAUUCAAACCUCCUUGUGAUGAGGAGAUAGACGAGUUCCUCAAGAAACUGGGCACGACCAUUAAACCGGAUUUGGUACCGAAGGACUACCGAAAAUGUUGCUUCUGUCAUGAGGAGGGUGAUGGGCUAACGGACGGACCAGCAAGACUCCUUAAUCUUGACUUAGACCUUUGGGUCCAUCUGAAUUGUGCUCUUUGGUCUACUGAGGUCUACGAGACACAGGCUGGUGCCUUAAUAAAUGUGGAACUAGCUCUGCGACGGGGGUUGCAGAUGAAAUGCAUGUUCUGUCACAAGAUGGGCGCUACCAGCGGUUGUCACAGGUUAAGGUGCACCAAUAUAUAUCACUUUACCUGUGCUAUUAAAGCACAAUGCAUGUUUUUUAAAGACAAGACUAUGCUUUGCCCAAUGCACAAACCAAAGGGUGCUCAUGAGCAAGAACUCAGUUAUUUUGCCGUCUUCAGGCGGGUUUACGUUCAGCGUGAUGAAGUCCGACAGAUUGCUAGCAUAGUACAGCGGGGGGACCGUGAGCACACCUUCCGAGUGGGCAGCCUCAUCUUCCACACCAUUGGCCAGCUGCUGCCACACCAGAUGCAGGCCUUCCAUUCUUCAAAGGUGCUCUAUCCUGUUGGUUAUGAGGCCAGCCGGUUGUAUUGGAGUACACGGUAUGCCAACCGCAGAUGUCGCUACUUGUGUUCCAUUGAGGAGAAGGAUGGUCUGCCCCUGUUCGUGAUCCGGAUCAUUGAGCAAGGCCAUGAAGAUCUGGUUCUUACAGAUUCAACCCCAAAAGGUGUUUGGGAUAAAAUCCUGGAGCCUGUUGCUUCUGUAAGGAAGAGCUCUGAGAUGCUCCAGCUCUUCACUGCCUAUUUGAAGGGUGAAGAUCUUUUUGGAUUGACAGUCUCUGCGGUGGCCAGGAUAGCUGAAUCGCUUCCUGGGGUUGAGGCGUGUGAGCAUUACACCUUCCGUUAUGGCCGGAACCCGCUCAUGGAGCUCCCUCUUGCAAUCAACCCCACAGGCUGUGCCCGCUCUGAGCCGAAAAUGAGCAGCCAUGUCAAGAGGUUUGUGUUAAGGCCUCAUACCUUGAAUAGCACCAGCACUUCAAAGUCAUUUCAGAGCACAGUUACAGGAGAACUGAAUGCACCUUACAGUAAACAGUUUGUUCAUUCAAAGUCCUCUCAAUACCGAAAAAUGAAGACUGAAUGGAAGUCCAAUGUCUAUUUGGCACGGUCACGUAUUCAGGGCCUGGGCUUAUAUGCUGCUAGAGACAUUGAAAAGCACACCAUGGUCAUUGAAUAUAUUGGAACCAUCAUUCGCAAUGAGGUAGCCAACAGGAAAGAGAAGCUUUAUGAAUCUCAGAAUCGCGGAGUGUACAUGUUUCGCAUUGACAAUGAUCAUGUCAUCGAUGCUACACUGACAGGUGGUCCUGCAAGGUAUAUUAACCAUUCCUGUGCACCGAACUGUGUAGCUGAAGUAGUAACCUUUGAAAGGGGACAUAAAAUCAUCAUCAGUUCAAGCAGGCGGAUCCAAAAGGGGGAAGAGCUCUGUUACGACUAUAAGUUUGAUUUUGAAGAUGACCAGCACAAGAUUCCAUGUCACUGUGGAGCUGUAAACUGCCGAAAAUGGAUGAAUUAGAUGCAUUCCUUGCUGUUUCCGAGGGUUGCUUGUCCUAAGGAAGAAGUGAUUUGGAGUUUAUUGAUCUGCAGGGUGGGGGUGGGGGUACGUGAAAGCAGUCACUUCGGUGAGGUGUAUAUUCUUCUCCAGUGUAAAGCAAGCAGCCAGAAGCAAGUUGGCAGAACAAGAGAAUUGUUGCCUGACUUCCCAGGCACACAGAGGUGAAACUGAUCUCCAGACCGGUCCAGCACUUUUGAUUUAAUGAACUCACUAAGGAGAAAUCGUUGAACUUGGGCAGAGAAGCUGUGGCUGACCUGCCAAAGGGCAGUGGGGCAUCAAUGAAUGUAGACUGAAAUCACCAGCGAAAGGGAGACGUCCAAAGUGCUGGCCACAGCCUUACUUAUUAAAGGGGCAGGCCCUCUAAAAUACAGAAAAAAUAAAAGUAGACACCACUGAACAAGGAAUGUACUGAAAUGACUUCCUUAGGGAUAGAGCUAAGGGAAAAAUAACUUGCACUAAAAUACAUUUAAAAUACUUGAUUCCAUGAGUCAGUUUAUUGUAGUUUUUGAUUUCUGUAAAAUAAGAGAAACUUUUUGUAUUUAUUAUUGAAAUAAGUGAAUGAAGCUAUUUUUAAAAGGAAAAGUUAGAAGCCAAGCUGCUGCUGUUACCUGCAGAACUAACAAACCCUGUUACUUUGUACAAAAAUGUAAAUAUUUUGAGAAAAAGUACAGUAUAAAAAAUAGUAAUUGACCAAAUGCUACCAGACUCUGCAGCAGUUCGGGUGCUUAUUAUUAAACUUUGAUAGGGAUGUUACAAUAUGAUCUCUUGUAUUAUUAAACAUGCCAUUACAAUUGCUUAUGGAAUAACCAAAAUCUCAAUUUAAGAGAGGUUUUACUUUAUUUUUUUAAUCUUUAAAGCAGGCCCAAUUGUGCUCGAUUAAUAACUUUUUUAAGUAACCCUUAAGACUGGUAGAGGGCAUGUAUAUUACAACUAUGACUUUUGUAGAUGUCUGAGGAAGUUUAGACUGGCUUACUUUAUUUGCAUUAUAUUGUUACAUCCCUAUUUCUUAAAUCAGGUUUUUUGUGCUUAGAAUUUGUGAUAACUGUGAAUAAUUGCUAAAACCACCCAAAACAGAAGCUGAACAUUGAUUUUCUUUUCCAGCAAAAGUAGCGGAGAUUAUAUGAACUGUUCAGCUUACACUAAAAUCAUGUAAUGAACAUAGAAACGUGUAGUGAGAGCGUAAGUCUAAUACAAUAGCUGCCUUCUUAUAAGUAAAAACAAGGAAAAAAUUAGAUGUAAUUGUGCUUUCAGCUGCAGGACUCUGGCAAUAGGGUUUUGGAAAAUGUAAUUUAAAAAUGUGUUUGUAUUGAUUGUUUUGUUUACAUUUCUUUAAAAAAAAUAAACACUGUUUGUGUUUGCUUGUAGAAACCUAAUCAACAUUUUGAACCAGGUUAGUUUUUUAUUUUGUACUUUAAAUUCUGGUACUGACACUUCACAGUCUAAAUAUUAAAAGAAAAAUGAAGUUUUUUUGUGUGCACAGCUAAAGUGGACUGUAAAACUGUUGGUAUAUUCAGUGAUACAGUUCUGAACUUGUAAUGUAUAUGGCAUGAUGUAUUUUUAUCUUACAGAAUAAAUCAAUUGUAUAUAUUUUUCUCUUGAUAAAUAGCUGUAUGAAAUUUGUUUCUUGAAUAUUUUUCUUCUCUUGUACAAUAUUCCAACAUCCUACCAGUAUUUGUCUUACAGGUUUUUUUCUGUUCUGUAAAAUAGUUAUCUAAUGUUGGCAAAAAAUGAAUUUUUGAAGUAUACAGAGUGUUAUGGGCUUUGAAAUUUGUGGAAACAGAUUUAGAAGAUCAGCAUUUACAAAUAAAAUAUUUUACAUCUAUAAA
Messenger RNA from Varanus komodoensis (Komodo dragon), 17564 nucleotides. RefSeq names its product lysine methyltransferase 2C (gene KMT2C). Lineage: Eukaryota; Metazoa; Chordata; Lepidosauria; Squamata; Varanidae. Bases 1063 to 15699 code for a protein of 4878 amino acids. The record is from RefSeq and is a predicted model, not a curated record. Gene Ontology annotation, cellular component: nucleus; MLL3/4 complex. The transcript has 60 exons. Gene Ontology annotation, molecular function: transcription coactivator activity; histone binding; histone H3K4 methyltransferase activity. Gene Ontology annotation, biological process: positive regulation of transcription by RNA polymerase II.